Molecule: messenger RNA, 2530 nt
Organism: Solanum verrucosum
Lineage: Eukaryota; Viridiplantae; Streptophyta; Magnoliopsida; Solanales; Solanaceae
Exons: 4
Coding region: 20-2287 (755 amino acids)
Molecular function (GO): DNA binding; protein dimerization activity
Source: RefSeq, a predicted model, not a curated record
UAGAUUGAAGGGGUGAUUGAUGGGUUCUAAUUUGGAACCAGUGCCAGUUACUUCACAAAAACAUGACCCAGCUUGGAAGCAUUGUGAAAUGUUUAAGAAUGGGGAGAGGGUACAGUUGAAGUGUAUUUAUUGUGGCAAAAUAUUUAAGGGUGGUGGAAUUCAUAGGAUUAAAGAACAUCUUGCAGGUCAAAAAGGUAAUGCAUCUACGUGUUUGAGAGUUCAGCCCGAUGUUCGCCUUCUAAUGCAAGAUAGUUUAAAUGGUGUUGUAAUGAAGAAGAGAAAAAAACAGAAACUUGCUGAAGAAAUAACAACUUAUAAUGCUGGCACUGCCACUAGUGACAUUGCUGCUGAAUUUACUGAUACUUGUGGCCUCAAUACGGAAGUUGACUUGCUUCCAAUGCCGCAAGCUAUUGAACAUACCUCUAAUUUAUUUUUGAAUCGAGACCAAGGACCUAAUAAUAUAGGUGCAAGGAAGAAAAAAACUAGGAUUAGAAAAGGGGCAUCUUCCUCAAAUAAUAAUGCUAUGCUUCUGCCAAUUAACCAGUCCAAAAGAGUGAACAAUCAUGUGCAUAUGGCAGUAGCCAGAUUCCUUUUAGAUGCUAGGGUUCCUCUUGAUUCUGUAAAUUCUGUUUAUUUCCAACCCAUGAUUGAUGUGAUCGCUUCCCAAGGAGCACAAGUUUCUGCCCCUUCUUACCAUGACCUAAGAAGCUGGGUUCUAAAAGCUUCAGUUCAAGAAGUGAGGAAUGACAUUGAUCAAUGUUCAAGCACCUGGGCAAGGACUGGUUGUUCUGUUUUGGUUGAUGAGUGGAUUACGGGAAAGGGUAAAACACUGCUUAACUUUUUGGUCUACUGCCCCGAAGGGACAAUGUUUUUGAGGUCUGUCGAUGCGUCUACCCUAAUUAAUUCCACGGAUUAUCUAUAUGAGUUGCUUAAGGAAGUAGUGGAGGAAGUUGGUGUGAGAAAUGUGUUGCAAGUAGUAACUAGUAAUGAGGAGCGAUACAUUAUUGCUGGGAAAAAGCUCACUGAUGCUUACCCUACACUCUUUUGGACACCUUGUGCUGCUCACUCCAUUGACUUGAUGCUCGAGGACUUAAAGAAACUUGAGUGGAUCGAUACAAUAAUGGAACAAGCCAAGUCAAUAUCAAGAUUCAUCUACAAUAAUAACAUUCUCUUGAGUAUGAUGAGAAAGUUUACCUUGGGAGUUGACUUAGUUGAUUUGGGAGUUACACGCUCUGCAACCGACUUUUUGACACUAAAAAGAAUGGUAAAUAUCAAACACAAUUUGCAAUCAAUGGUUACUUCAGUGGAGUGGGCGGAGAGCCCAUAUUCAAAGAAACCAGAGGGGUUUGCCCUGCUAGAUUAUAUUAGUAAUCAGUCCUUUUGGUCUACUUGCAGCUUGAUUUGCCGCUUGACAGAUCCCAUCUUGAGGAUUUUAAGGAUGGUCAGUAGUGAGGAGAGGCCUGCGAUGGCGUACAUUUAUGCAGGGGUCUAUCGAGCAAAAGAAACAAUUAAGAAAGAGCUUGUCAAUAAGAAGGAUUACUCAGUUUAUUGGAAUAUUAUUGAUCACAGGUGGGAAUCACUUCAGCGUCAUCCUCUUCAUGCUGCAGGGUUUUACCUCAAUCCCAAAUUUUUCUAUACUACUGAGGAAGAUGUGCACCUCCAUAUCAGAUCACUUGUAUAUGAUUGUAUAGAGAAAUUGGUUCCUGAUCCUAAAACCCAAGACAAAAUUGUGAAAGAAACUACUUCUUACGUCAACAGUGCUGGAGAUUUUGGGAGGAAAAUGGCAGUAAGAGCCAGAGACACUCUUUUUCCAGCUGAGUGGUGGUCAACAUAUGGUGGAGGGUGCCCAAAUUUGGCUCGCUUGGCCAUCCGUAUUCUCAGUCAAACAUCAAGUUUGAUUAGGUCUAAGCCAGGUCGAGUUCCUUUAGAAGAGAUGCAUGAAACAAAAAAUUGCAUUGAACAUCAAAGACUUAAUGAUCUUGCUUUUGUUCAAUACAACCUGUGGCUGAGGCAAAGGAAAAACCUAGUGCCGGAUUGUAUGGACUCCAUUUCCUAUGAGAAAAUGGAACUUGUCCAUAAUUGGGUUUCUAGGAGGGAACAAAUUUCGGAGGACUUGGAAAGUUCAGACUGGAUGACCGUUGACCCUCCUUUGGGAAGCAUAGCUCCCUUAGGUCCAUUAAUUGAUGAUAUUGAAGCCUUAGGCGCAGGUUUUGAUGAUUUUGAAAUUUUUGGUGGGCCAAAAGAUAGUGAAGAAGAGAUUGUAGAGGAGAACACUGUAAAUGAGUAAACUUUUGCUGUAGAAGAUUUUUUGUUCUGUUGGAAAGAAAUGGGAAGAUUACGCUUGAGUCCCACAUGGAGGCUACCUGGAGUUUAGCUUUAAGCCGUGACACAUUGCAAUGAGCAAUAUUGAGGAUUUUGUGCCGAUGCUCUGCGUCCAUAUGCUAUUCCUUUAGACAAACUUGGUUUCUUCGUGACUUCCCCUUACUCCCCGAUAGCAAUCUCAUGUAACAUAUGGCAUAGACAUUAGUUU